Messenger RNA from Linepithema humile (Argentine ant), 4438 nucleotides. It is a transcript of the gene Ctf4, whose product is annotated as Chromosome transmission fidelity 4. Gene Ontology annotation, biological process: DNA repair; DNA-templated DNA replication; mitotic cell cycle. Gene Ontology annotation, cellular component: nuclear replication fork. NCBI's taxonomy places the organism in Eukaryota, Metazoa, Arthropoda, Insecta, Hymenoptera, Formicidae. Gene Ontology annotation, molecular function: protein binding; chromatin binding. The record is from RefSeq and is a predicted model, not a curated record.
UUGAGCUUGUGUUUCGUAUUUGAUGUAGUAGCGAAAUAUAAAAGGGUUUAAAAAUAUUUGUAAUUAACGAAACAUACAAGUAUCUUAGUGAUCCAGUGAAUAUGCCAUUGAUAAGGAAACCCAUGCGAUAUGCUCAUCAAGAAGGGCAUACCGACGUUUGUUAUUAUUCUGGUGAAAAGAGAGGUCUCAUCACUUGUGGAUGCGAUGGAGAUGUUAGAUCUUGGUUAAAUUUAAUGGAUGAUGAUCCAAUCACUAGUUGCAUCUCAGAACAAGCAAUAACUGCCAUUUCAAAGAAUGGUAAAAUUUUUGUAGGAAAUGAUAAUAAUACAGUGCAAAUACUUACUUAUCCAGAUUUGGAGAAGGAAGGAAUAGUUACUAGGUUUGCAGCACCAGUCUCAGCACUAGCAACGACGAAAGACAGUAAUUUAAUAAUAUCUGGUUCUUGCGAUAUGCGGAUACAUGUUACAAACAUCAAUACAUUAGAUAGUAUAGAAUUAGAAGGACAUCAGGCACCCAUUUUAGGUUUAUCUUUGGAUCCAAAAGAAGAAUUUCUGGCAUCUUCCGGUGCAGAUGGAUCUAUUCGAAUAUGGAACAUUAAGGAAAAACAAACUGUACAUGUUUGGAAUAAUAUUGUGCCAAAAUGUAACUCUUUUUUCACAGCAAAAUCAUAUUCUACACCUUCUUUUAAGUGUACUGAUGGUAGUUGCCUGGCAUAUCCAUGUAACAAAGAUAUAGUUGUAGUAGAAAGAUCAUCCUGGAAGGAAUUGUACAGAUUGAAAUGUCCUACCUUGAGGACUGAACUCAACAUUUGUAAAUUUUCUGAAUGUGGUACACGUAUUGCCGCUAGUUCACUGCAUGGAGAGAUAGUUGUUUGGAAUGUAGAAACUAAAGAAGUAAUUGGAUAUCUUGAACAUGAACAAGAUUCCAAAAUCACAGCAUUAGUAUGGCACAUAGAUCAUUCCGACGAAAUUGCAUUCUGCGAUGCGCUAGGAAAAUUAGGAUGUGUUGAUGUGGUAAGUGCUGGUAAAUCUGAGAAUGAGAAAAUUUUGAAUUUUGAGAGAAAUGAAGAUGUAAUAGAAAAUGGUAUUGCUUUAACGGACGAUGAUGACGAUGAUAUGGAAAAUGUGAUAUCUUUGAAUAAAAUUAAAGCCUCCGUCAAUCUGGAAGAUGAUCAGAAGAGUCACUCCGAUGCAGGCUCUGAAAAGGCUCUUUGUGAUGCCAAAGCUUUUAUGCCUAAUAUAAAAUUGCAAUCAUCUUUCCAACCAGGAUCAACUCCCUCUCAUUUAUUAUCGUAUUUUAUGAUGUGGAAUGAUGUGGGAAUGGUUAGGUGUUUUUCAUCGGAGGAUGGAGAAGAAUGUAGCAUUGAAGUGGAGUUCCAUGAUGUUACAGUUCAUCGCAGCAUGCAUAUAAGUAAUUAUUUGCGGCACUCUAUGGCUGCCUUGUCUACUCAAGCACUAGCUUUAAGCUGUGCAUCUUCAGAUGAGGGACCUAGCAAAGUUGUUGUGAUAGCUCUGCAAGGUUGGGGUUCUGGAAACAAAGAAUGGUCGCUGGAAUUGCCAGAAGAUGAAGAGAGUGAAUGUUUGGCAGUUGGCGAUAAUUUUGUAGCAGUAGCAACAUCUAGGAGAAAUUUAAGGAUAUUUAUGAUAGGUGGAACACAGCGUGAAAUCUUAGCCCUGCCUGGACCUGUAGUUGCAAUGAAUGGUUUAGGAAAUCAUCUUGUGAUAGCUUAUCAUGCUGGAGUUGGUCCAGCGGGUGAUCAGAAUAUAAAUCUAUUAUGGAUACAAAUACAAGGAGUACAUUUGCGCAGCCAAACUUUAAUGCUUCCCCUUUCGCCAGCAUCGGAUCUUAUGUGGUUGGGAUUAUCCGAUAUUUAUUCUCCUACUAUAAUGGAUUCUGAUGAUGUCAUCAGAAUAUACGAUAAGAGAUCUUGUCAAUGGAGAGUGUGGUGCGAUGCGAAUAUACAGGACAAAGGUAAAGCGGAUCAUUACUUCGUAAUCGGUGUGAGCGAACAAGAACGGAAUAUGCGUUGCAUUCUUUGCAAAGGCAGUUAUUAUCCACCGACAACUCCGCGUCCGAUAAUCACCGAAGUAAGUCUGUCUGCGCCUCUCUGCGAACCGAAAUCUGAAAAAACGGAGAAGGAACGUAAGCUGUGGGAGAUGGGAACCAAUCCGUUGGAUGAGACUGAGGCAUUAUUAACUUUGAUAGCACUUGCCUGCAGAAGCAAUUUGGAAUACCGUGCAGUGGAUAUAUGCGAGCAAAUCGCAUCAACUAGAGCAAUAGAUUUAGCCAUACGAUACGCCUUGCGCAUAAAUAAAAUGGCAUUGGCAAAUAAACUGGAAACGAUCGCUGAUGCAAAGUCGGAUGCCAAAGAUUCAAGGGAAGAAGUUACGGAAAAUCAUCAAGACACUUUUACAAACAACGAUAAUAAUUCUAGUAUUAAUAGUCAAGAAGAAGACAAUGUGCCUUUACUAUCUCUUAAAAAACCGGAAGUGGAGAUUAAACCGUUGGUUAUGAGUCAGAUAUUAAAAAGAACAAAUCCAUUUUUAAAAGCCAGUAGUUCACCUUUAUCACCAAGAGGUUUAGACGGCUUAAACACUUUACCAGAGAAACCUCAAAAACCUGCAUUAAUUAAAACUGCACCUGUUAAAUCAAAACCGAAGUCUGAGCCUAAGAAAGAAUCGUUCGUUAAUUGGCACGCCAAAAAUAAAAAGAGUUUGCAGGAAGAAUUUCCCGAAAUGAGUGCCGCCGAAUUAAUUAGAGUCGGAUUGACACGAUACAAAGAAGAGACAGCGGAGUCAAACUCAGAUAACGCGAGUGGAUCUUCAGAGCUUUCAAAGAAACGAAAAUUAUCGGAUUCGGAGAACGGAGACAGUCUCGUGCCACUGGACACUGUUCAAGAGGCCAUGGGCGCCAUGGGCCCAUGGCACAUCGUGAUCGCAGUGGCAGUUUCCCUCGUCAAAUUUCCAGUAGCUUGGCACCAGCUCUCUAUCGUAUUCCUCGCACCACCCACCAACUUUUCGUGCAGCGCGCCGUUGUCAGCAACUAAUGAAUCUAUGAUAAUGAAGUGCGAAGUCGACGUUGGGAAUGGCACUAUAGAGAAAUGCACCGAAUUCAGAUAUGAUAAGCGAAUAUUCCGAGAGAGUAUUAUAACGCAAUGGGAUUUAAUAUGCGACAGAGAACAAUUGACGAAUUUAGUACAAUCUUGCACGAUGUUUGGUGUAUUAAUCGGCAAUUUAAUCUUCAGUAUAAUGGCUGAUAAAAUUGGUCGAAAAAAGCCGUUGAUGAUUGCAAUCGCAUUGCAAUCGGUGACGGGAUUCAUGAGUGCAUUCGCGCCUUGGUAUGAAUUGUUCUUGGUAUUGAAAUUUAUUUGUGCUCUAGCUACUGGCGGAACAAUGCUUGUUAGCUUUGUUUUACUUAUGGAGAUUGUUGGAGUUGAAUGGCGAUCGAUUAUGUCAGUCCUCUUUCACGUGCCUUUUUUGCUCGGACAUCUAAUGAACCCUUUAAUAUCUUACCUCACAAAAACAUGGUCUGGAUUCCAAAUGGCCGUCUCGAUACCAUCAAUUUUUUUAUUAGCGUACUAUUGGAUUAUUCCGGAAUCACCGAGGUGGUUACUAGCGAUGAGCAAACCUAGGCAAGCAGAACAGAUUUUAUUGAAAGCUGCCGGGCGAAAUAAGAUACCGGUGGAGAAUGUGAAACUAGCUCUUGAAACUUACGAGAAUCAGGCGGCAGUUCGGAUCGCGAAAGGCAAGGAGAAACAUAACAUCACACAUUUAUUCAGAACUCCGAAUAUGAGAAUGAAAACCAUAUGCGUGAGCAUCAAUUGGCUCGUUUGCGGUAUUUGUUUCUUCGGAUUGGCGCAAUACAUGGGUCAUUUAGACGGCGAUUUAUUCAUUAACGUUGCAGUUUCAGCUGCCAUGGAACUACCUGGAACAGUAAUAGUUCUGUUUUUAAUAUCACGAGUUUCUCGUUUAAAAAUUUUGAUAGGAGGAAAUAUCUUGUCUGGCAUAAGUUUACUUUUGAUAACUGUGGUGACGAACGCCAGUGUCCGGGUAUUUCUAGCGUCACUCGGCCUUGUAGGUAUGGCUAUCAGUUUUCCAACCGUAUAUUUGUAUAGUGGUGAAGUUUUCCCGACUGUUGUGAGAAAUGUUGGCGUUGGCUUGGGAAGCAUUUCUGCCAGAGUCGGAAGUAUGAUCGCGCCGUAUAUUGCCACAAUGGGUACUAUUCAGCCUUGGUUGCCUCCCGUGAUAUUUGGAAUAGGACCAAUAAUAGGUGCUGGACUAUGUUUGCUUUUACCAGAAACGAUGAAUUGUGAAUUGCCUGAGACAAUAGAGGACGGCGAAAACUUUGGAAAGAAAAAGUCUCAGGAAAGUACCGUAACGUGAUAACGUGGAAAAUAUGCACUGAAAUGCAUAAUAACUUUCCAAAAAUGUAAUUGGAA